GUAAAGUGCGACUCGGUUCCGCUCCGGUCUUGGUGAGUCGGUGUGCAUAGUUCAGGAUGUUCCUGUACGUGCUCUUGUGUUUCUUCCACUUACAAGUGGUUCUAUCCAUGUCUCACUCACUGAUCUAUUACUACACUCUGAAUCAUGGAAAUGCUGAUCUACCUGAGUAUAGUGUCGUCGGUGACCUGGAUGGUUGUGAGAUCCAGUAUUAUGACGCAACCAUGGAAAUGACAGUCCCAAGACAAAAAUGGAUGGCGGCUGCAUUUGACAAGUCUUAUUGGGCAAAAGAUACAAUGACUGAACAUAGUAUCCAUGGAAUCAUAAAGGGGCAAGCUAUAGAAUGGCUGCAGCAGCAUAACGAAAGUACAGGUUAUCACUACCUACAAGGGCAGUUUGGUUGUCAGCUGAAUGAUCAUAGUCCCAACGUAGGGAUACUGAAGUUGGCUUACGAUGGAAAAUACAUACUUAGCUUUGAUAAAGACAAACUGGAGUGGAUUGCACAUGAUCCAGUAUUUCAGCCCUUCAAAAAGAAAUGGGAUAAAAAUGAAAGAAUGAACAAAUAUUUCAAGAACUUGUUAGAAAAGGACUGUGUGGGACUAUGCAAGGACUAUUAUGCAGUUGGAAAAACAUACCUGACCCGAAAAGUUGUUCCUGAGGUCUUUCUUAAUGCACAGAAGCGCGAUUACUGGUUUCUCCAAUGCAGCGUAUUUGGGUUUUAUCCAACGGCCAUCAAAGUGAGCUGGUUCCAGAAUGAGAAACAUGUCUCUGAGACAAAAUCUACUGGAGUAUUACCAAAUGAAGAUGGAACAUAUCAACUGCGGUCUGUCCUUGAUAUUGAUCCAUUUGAUGGCAAAAAGUAUUACUGCCAUGUCAAUCAUAGUAGCAUGCCGGAUGGGAAGACAGUCAUCUGGGACGGCAGUGGGAAGAAGGACAGGCACAUUGGGUUGAUCGGUGUAUGUAUUCUUUUAUUGCUGAGUACUAUCCUUGCAGGAAUUUAUUGCUGGACAAAGAAGAGAAGCGAUUAUGAAAACAUUCGAGCACAUCGGAAUGUGAACUGCUGAUCAGUUGCUGAACAAGCUACAUCUCACAUGUAAGUUGGAAUGUAGGAACUGAAGAAUAUGGAACAAUUUAAAUUAAACUUCCAGAACAUUGCAGACUUUUUCAUCAAUUGUGUUCUGCUCUUGUGUAAAAUAGUACUGUAGUGCCCUAGUUCACACCUUUACUGUUAUGUUGUAGGUAUUUCAUUUAGCAGCUCUGUAAGAGCAGUGUGUUUUGCUUUCAGCCUCUCUGAGUUACUGGGUGAAUUAAAGGGAUGAUGUGGAAUGUGGGCCAUCCAAUUAAUGGAAGGUUUUUCUUGGAGAGGGGUUUUUCUUGUCUUGGGCUUUUGUUUGAGGGGAAAUGAAGAGAGAAGAUGCUGGAGAGGACCGGUCGUAGCAUACGAUCCAUUGGGAGACCCGUUUGUUUGAGAUGGGUUGUGAGCAACAUUUGGAAGGUGAUGUGUGCUUCACAUUGACCAUCAGCCCAGCGCGCGAGUGACACGGAAGUUUAAGAUGAGCUCCAACUUGUACACACUUGACUGUUUAAUAAGAAUAGGCCCUUGUCUUUUACUUAUUCUUUACUAACUCUUUAGUUAAGAUUCAUAAAUGUUUACUUUAAUUGUAUGCAGCGUGCUGUCUGUUAUUUCAUGGCAUUAAUAUGUAACAGGGUAGGGAGUCACACAGCAUCCACACAAACGGGGGGUUUGGGGGGGUGGGGGAGGCAGGCUUGCAACUCAAUCUCACAUGUUUACUGGGGCCGGAGCCUGACUUCCCUGGACUUAUACAGUCGAGGAAAUCAGUGUUUCAUUGUGGGGGCUCAUCUGGGACCGAUUAUGUUGGAUGCAGUGUCAUUGCCCUGAGCAUUGAUCAAGUGGGCUGUGUGUUUAAGUCUGUGUUAAACUAUUGGUCGUUAAAAUGAUUGCAAUGCAUGGUUAUGGAUGCUGCAGUGGUAGAGCGAAGAUUAGAUAACAGGGCUUGCAAAGGCUUUGUUUUAGUUUGGAAUAGCACUGACAUAACAGCAGUAGAACUACUCUGGUACUAUUGUGGCCCCGGGAGUGGGUGUGCUAUGGGUUGUCCAUACUUUCUGGAGGAGGGGAGUGAAGGAGAGCAUAUUGAAUCGGAAUCAGAGUUUCCCACAACUGAGGGCGGAGGCUUUAAAAACAAAUUGUUCUUGUUACUGCAAAGCAAGUGGAAGGAGGGUCUAAUGUGUCUUCUGGAGAGGGCUGAGCAUUCUGAGUUGGAAGCGGGCCUCACCUCCCUGGGCAAUAAAUGGCAAAAUGGCCAGGUUCAAAGUUGCAGUUAUUGUAGGCUCAGCCUGUUCUCAGGAAUGAAGCCCACUCCUAAAGGGGAAAAGGAUGUAUGAUCAAAAAGUUUGGUUCUCCCACCUCAUGCCUGGAGACCGAAUCAAAUCUGAGGCAAACUGGGAAGCAUAAGUUGGCUGCCUGCUGGGUGGCUAUGCCUUAUGUAUUGGAGAAUCAGAUGCCAAAUGUGUCAGUUUUCUGGGUGAAACCAAAGGAUGGGAAUUGGCCUGUUAAAAUUCGCCAUCGGAGCCACCUUCUAAACCAAAGCUUGACCUGGACCCUACACGUAGUAAGAGUACUCUGCAGCUACAUGGAGACACUGUAGGAUCAGCAGCAGGAAGAAUCCAGCCCCUGAAUGGGAUGUGGAUUGGGAGGAUGAGAAAAUUAGGGUGUGGUAUAUGCUUCCUUUUGCUAACUCUUGACUAAUCAAGAAAGAGUUUCCAAACCUUUCUCCUGCUGAGGCAGGUGAAAUCAGGGAUCUCUCUGUGGGCAGGCAGGUUUGCAGCUGGAACCUGGAGGGGGACUGGGCUCUAACGUAAACGGGAAUGAAGCUGAUCUCAGCCAAGUGGCAGACGAACCUGAGUUGCCAGAUGGCACGAGUAAUAGACGGGAUGCAUUGCCAUGUAGACCAUAAGUAUCCCAAGGAAUGUCUGAAACUGAAGUUGUAGACGAUGGGUUAUGGAGGUCACAAGGAUUCAGGAAACUCCCACAUAGGCUGGCCUAUGUAGUACCGGUGGAACAGAGAAUUGUGACUACCCUCCUAGCGAGAUAUGUCACUACAAUUUACAAAUGGAUUGGAGGUUCUGACAUCACAAAAUUCCUUUGAAAAUGCCGUUAUCAAAGAAUGGAUGACAAAUUAUUUCAAAAUCAUUCAGACCUGACUGUUUGUGGUGGGGGAAGAGUGUAGUGCCCUGCUUCUCAACUUUACUGUUAUGCUGCAUCUAUUUCAUUUAGCAGCUCUGUAAGAGCUGUUUCUUCUGCUUUCAAACUCUUUGAGUUACUGUUGAAGAUAAGGGAUGAGGUGGAAUGUGUGCCAUCUGAAUAGUGGGAUAUUCUUUCUUGGUGAGGGACAGUAAGGUUGGUCUUGGGCUUUAGUUCGAGAAGAGAUGAAGAGAGAAGACGCAGGGGAGAAUCAGUCAGGGCAUACAAUCCGUUGGGAGACCCAUUUGUUCAAGAUUGAUUGUGAGCAAUGUUUGGAAGGUGGUGUGUGCUUUCACAUAUUACCGAAGGCACAGCGCAUGAGUGACAGAAGAUCAAGAUGAGCUCCAACUUGUGCACAUUUGACUGUUUAAUUAGAAUGAGAUCUUCUCUUUUCAUUAUUCUUUACUAACCCAACAGUUAAGAUCCAUAAAUAUAAUUCCUUUAAUCAGUGCACUGUUUGUUAUUUUGUGGCAUUAAUUGGUAGCAAAUUGCACACCAUCUGCACUCACAGGGGGUGUGUGGGAGUGGUGGGGAGCUUGUGCAUUAAUCUCACAUGUUGGUGGGGCCGGAGGUUGUCCUGCCAGGACUUACACAGUCGACAAAACAAGAGUGUUUCAGUACCAAGGCUAAAACAUUCUGAUUAUUGGUGCUGUUCUUGUGAUUCCCCUUUCUGUAGAAUAUACCUUGAGAUUACAA
Messenger RNA from Mobula hypostoma (lesser devil ray), 3955 nucleotides. RefSeq names its product major histocompatibility complex class I-related gene protein-like. Gene Ontology annotation, cellular component: external side of plasma membrane. The coding region runs from base 57 to 1061 and encodes 334 amino acids. Lineage: Eukaryota; Metazoa; Chordata; Chondrichthyes; Myliobatiformes; Myliobatidae. The transcript is spliced from 6 exons. Gene Ontology annotation, biological process: immune response. The record is from RefSeq and is a predicted model, not a curated record.